CACGUGACUUCUAAAAUUACAUAAUCGAGCAGAAACCCUAAGACUCACAACACGAUCCGGUUGCUAGACAGAUGAUCUGGUGAACACACAUACACCUUUUUGAAUGAGCAGAUGGAGUGCUCGACGGUGGUUCAGUGGGUCGAUUGAUGAUAUGUCUGGAUAUUGUUAGUGUGGAUUACUGUGUUUUCUUAACAGCAAGGCUGUGGCUAAGAAAAUAUACCUCGCAUCCCUCGAUCGAGAAAGCGCAGAUCAAGACAUCAGAACCAACAGCGAGAUUCAAAAGCAAUGCAUUUCUUCGCGGUACUUGUUCAGAUUGUGCUCUACGCAUGUACAUCUGCAGUUCUGCUUUGUAAAUUUGUCCCCGGCAUGCGAUAUCUGCUGCAGUACGGAAAAGUGCUCUCUUCAGAUUCAGAUCCUAAAGCAACACCAUCAACCCCAUCGUCGACUUUAUCCUCGCUUCUUCUCUGGCCUCUUAACGCGACUGUGCCGAAAGCAUGGUUUUAUCACUUCUACAUCUCCGGCACGCUUGUCUCUCUGCUUGCUAUCACUCUGCUCCAUCUAGCACGCUCAGGAGUGUGGUCUGCUCCCGUGUGGUUAUUACUUUCCAUCGACAACUACCUCUCAUCUGCAGAGUCCCUUCUCCCGUACAGCGCACCCACCGGAUAUGUGCUCCUGGACAAACUUCUGGAUUUGAUGAAACAUUUGAUUUCCAGUCUAUCGACCUACGGAGAGAGCGUACAUGUGUCGUACGAGAGUGCGCAGGCGGCACUCUUUAUGUUUAUGCUGCAAUCCCUUCGUCGAUGGUAUGAGUGCCUUUACGUCGAAAAAAUGAGCCAGGUUGCACGCAUACGACUUGGACACUAUAUCGUCGGCCACCUAUUCUACUUUGCAGCCUCUUGCGCUCUAUGGUGCGAUGCUCUCGAGGAUGCUUUACUACCAAGCAGCAGAAGCAGCAGCAAGUCGUUCGGCACACUUGGCUUUGCAAUCAGUCUGGGCCUGUACGCGACAGCAGGACUUUCGCAGUACAAAGCUCAUGCCGUACUAGCCAGUCUGAAAAAAUACUCUCCACCGCCCGCUUCGUCGCUGCUGUUUCGAUAUCUAGUCUGCCCGCACUACGGAGCCGAAGUGAUUGUAUAUCUUUCACUAGCCAUCGUGUGCGGACUGACGCCGGCGACGGUCGCCGUCGUGGUAUGGACUUUUGUGAAUCUCUCCGCCUCGGCAGAGCAGUCGCGCGCCUUUUAUGUCAAGCGGUUUGGCGAGCAAUCGGUUGCUGGGAAAUGGAGCAUUCUCAUCGGCUUCUGACCUCUCCUGCUGAUCAACAACACGAUCUUGUAUAUAUAUAUUUCUUUGCUACUGCUGCUACUGCUCCUGUGGUUAUGAAAAGAUAGAACUAAAAAUAGUGACGGAAACACAAUGAAAUGCAAAUCGACAAACAUCCGGCGGCAUUAAGUUUUUGCUGCAAGCACGACACAGGCCUCCAAGUGCUCCACGAGCAGCGCGCUUCCGCGGGCAAGCGUGGAAGUGCAUCGACUUAUCUGCAAAGCGCUUGCCAGACUCAAUCGGACUUUUUGAUUACUGUCGUCUGCGAUGUGUA
Myxozyma melibiosi is the source of this 1594-nucleotide messenger RNA. RefSeq lists its product as uncharacterized. The record is from RefSeq and is a predicted model, not a curated record. Bases 286 to 1302 code for a protein of 338 amino acids. Lineage: Eukaryota; Fungi; Ascomycota; Lipomycetes; Lipomycetales; Lipomycetaceae. The transcript has a single exon. Gene Ontology annotation, molecular function: 3-oxo-5-alpha-steroid 4-dehydrogenase activity. Gene Ontology annotation, biological process: dolichol-linked oligosaccharide biosynthetic process; polyprenol catabolic process. Gene Ontology annotation, cellular component: endoplasmic reticulum.